Molecule: messenger RNA, 5221 nt
Organism: Ceratina calcarata
Lineage: Eukaryota; Metazoa; Arthropoda; Insecta; Hymenoptera; Apidae
Gene: Zn72D
Product: Zinc-finger protein 72D
Exons: 11
Coding region: 92-3262 (1056 amino acids)
Cellular component (GO): precatalytic spliceosome
Molecular function (GO): double-stranded RNA binding; zinc ion binding; single-stranded RNA binding
Source: RefSeq, a predicted model, not a curated record
AGAGCAGAUAAAUUUUGUAUAAGGCUGUUUUUGCGGUCGGGUCCUACAAUGCUACCAAUGCUGCUUGUGCUACUGAUAACGUGUAGUGCGCAUGGGUCAAAAAGCCCACGAUGUGGCCAUCAUUGCGCACGCGUCACCCACACCGGCAAACUGUGUCCCUUGCGCACACCGGACGUUCGCCGCAACGCCGCAAUACGCAGCAGCCGCGAAAAUCACGCGAACUACAUACUACCACCGGAAAGCGGAGAUAACGGCGAACACGCAAGCUACCAGCGCAGCCGCUUAUCAGACUGGCCAAGCGGGAUACGCAGUAACUCCGGCGGCGACUGCUGCCACAUACACUCAGCGACCCGCCGCCGCCGCGGCCACAGGUUACGAAACGUAUCAAGCAGCUGCUGCUGCUGCCGCUACCGGGACCACGUACGCCGCUGCGAAUCCUGGUACCGUGGCUCAGACUUACGAUUACGGUUACGGACGGGCUGCUCCAGCAGCUACGUACGACGCUACCAAAACUUACUAUCAACAACCUGCUGCGGCUGCGGCGACUUAUACCACCACUGAGACACAUUACCAAGCUGCCAAGCCCGCAUACAGUACGACCAGUGCUUACACGGGUACCGCGAGGCAGGCCACUACCACGGGACAAGCUAAAACGUAUCAGGCAUCCAGCACAGCUUAUCAGCAGUCGAAUCCUACCCAAAGUGCAACCUAUUCCUCAGGGUACACUGCGCCUGCCACGCCUGCUGCUACACCAUCAACAGCGACAAAUAAAACGGCGAGUACAACGUAUUCCGGCUACGACGCAGCGCUAUAUAGCGCUGCGACUAUGUAUGUAGCCCAACAGAGUGCAAACAGCAAUUCGACUAACCAGAAGACUGGAGGUUGGCAGGGCUACGGGCGGAAAGGAUUCGGAACUGGAGGGGGAGGGAUGAAGGCAAUGCGGCCGAAACAACCUCCCAAGCCUCAGCAACUACACUAUUGCGAUGUCUGUAAGAUCAGCUGUGCGGGGCCCCAAACGUACCGUGAGCACCUCGAGGGACAGAAGCACAAGAAGAAGGAGGCAUCUCUCAAGGUGCCACAGCAGCCGCCAGCCCGCGGAGCAGGAAACAGUCUACGUUGCGAGUUGUGCGAUGUCACCUGUACCGGAAACGACGCCUAUGCUGCCCACAUCAGGGGCGCUAAGCAUCAGAAGGUCGUUAAGCUGCAUACCAAACUCGGGAAACCGAUACCGAGCGCAGAUCCGACCGUUCUUAACCCGAAACCGGCGGCGGCGGCUAAAUCGGCCGGAGGAGUUAAAAAGCCUAUAGUUACGGCCACUCCGAAGAUCAAUUUCGUCGCUUCUGGGAACUUGGGAACCGUGAAUCAGAAUCAAGCGACAGAAAUCAAGCAAGAGGACACUUCUACGACGGAGGAAACAGUGGAGGAAGCGUCCGUUGACGAGAAAGAUAUUCAACCGGUCGGUCAAGAAUAUAUCGAGGAGAACAAGUCGGAAGACGGGAAGAUAAUAAGCUUUAAUUGUAAGCUUUGCGAGUGUAGAUUUAAUGACCCUAAUGCCAAAGACAUGCAUAUGAAAGGACGGAGGCAUAGAUUCGCCUACAAGAAGAAGGUCAAUCCGGAUUUGGUCGUCGAUAUGAAACCGAGCCUGAAGCAGAGGAAAAUGUUGGAGGAGAAGUUGCGUAGGCAACAAAUGCGGGACGAAUACUUGCGCCGUAGAGAGGAGAUUAAUCAGUUGGGCCCGAUGGGCCCGAUGAUGGACGAAGAGAUGAUGUAUUGGGAGGAGAGACGGCGGUACGAGGAGGAGUGUGAAUAUUACGAAUGGUAUCGGCGUUACGGACGUGGACCUGGGGCGCCGCCGAUUCCACGGCCUUUCCCAGGCCCACCGCCUAUGAUGAUGUUUCCCGGACCUCAAAGAAGGCCUGAUUCCUCGGAUGACAAACACGUGCUAGCCCAUCACACAACCAUUUAUCCUAAGGAACAGGAACUGCUGGCAGUUCAGAAAAUAGUUUCGCACACCGAGAAGGCGUUGAAAUUUGUUUCUGACACGUUAGCCGAGGCCGGCAAGAAAGUAACGCCGCCUAUUACGAAUGCCACUACGACCCCAGCUGCAGCCACGCCGCAGCAGCAGUCGCAACAACCGCAACUGCCAAAUGCAGAUAUUAAGAUUAAGGAAGAUCCUGAUAAGAAGAAGACUACACCUACGACAGCGACGACGACGACGGCGGCAACCACGACUACGACGACGACGACGACGCCGCCGCAGAAAGAAGACGGUAGCGACGGUAAUUUGUUCUCGUUCCAAAAGGAGAAGGAAGAUUCUAGGAUAUUGAGAGGCGUAAUGCGCGUCGGUAACUUAGCGAAAGGACUUUUGCUUUCUGGCGAUAACCACGUUUGUCUAGUGGUUCUAUGCGCGGAAAAGCCGACACGAACUUUAUUGAACAAAGUCGCCGAGAUCCUGCCUGCACAGUUGAAAACUGUCGCUCCGGAUGACGCGUACAACGUUGGAAAGCAUCCGGAAUCGGCGGCGCUCACCGUUUCGGGAGGCAGCGUGACCGUUAGCGUGACCCUCACCAGCCCGUUGAUGCGCGAGACGCCAAAACCAGUCGCCGCUGCAGAUAAUGCUGGACAGCAGCAACAGGGAGCUGCUCAACCGCAAGCAACGCCCGCGGCGCCCGCUGUGACCAAACCAGAUCCACCAGAUGUACUUCCCAAGGCUAAGUGUUUGGAGGCUUUAGCUGCACUCAGGCAUGCCAAGUGGUUUCAGGCUAGAGCUACUUCCCUGCAGAGCUGCGUAAUGGUUAUUCGCAUAAUGCGCGAUCUUUGUAACCGUGUACCCACCUGGGGACCGUUGAACCCAUGGGCAUUGGAACUACUUACCGAGAAGGUCAUUAGCACCGCUGGAGGACCUCUCAGCCCCGGCGAGGCUUUAAGAAGACUGUUGGAAUGCGUUGCGGGAGGAAUAUUGCUUCCAGGGAGUCCAGGAUUAUCCGAUCCAUGCGAGAAGGAGCCAGUAGAUGCAAUAGGGAACAUGACGGCUCAGCAGAGGGAAGAUAUAACUGCAUCGGCCCAGCACGCUCUGCGAUUAGUCGCGUUCCGCCAGAUCCAUAAAGUUCUAGGCAUGGAACAACUUCCGCCACCGAAGUACAAGGGCCGAUACGCCAGGAAACGGAGACGCGAUAACAGCAACGGCGAGGGAACCGAUAGCGAGGCUUCGAAGAAAGAUAAAAAAACGGAGGAGAUCAAAAUGGAGACAGAUUCCAAGUAGAUCUACCAAAAUAUUCGCUUUAUCGAUUUUCUCAUAACUUAUAUAGCGGUAAGAAACAAAAUUUCGUUCGUGUCAAUUGCUUGUUGAAUCCGGGUGUUUUUAUGAUGGAAAGAUAAAUCGAGACUAAUGGGCCGUUGUAUCAUAAUUGUCUGAUUAGCGGGCCAGUUGGGUGUUACAAAAAAUGAGUUAAUGAUGUCAUAAUACCUUGAUGGUUGUCGGACGUAAAUGAGAUCGACGUGGCUUUCGACUAGCAUUAAGUUCGAUUUUAAUGACGUGUACAUCUUUAAUUCUUUACUUAAACAUUAAGUACGUUCUCGAAUUUCGGAAUAAGAAAUUGCAAUAUUUAAUUAAUCGAUCUAUUGGUAAUGAAGAAACAUGAUCGAAGCGAAUGAGUUAUUGCAGGCUUUUUCAGAUGCUUGAGAUCUUUCCCAAACAGGCAAUUGGUACGAUUAGUUCCCAGCACUAGGAUUUUGUCGAAGGAAAUGACGUCCGCGUUAAUUAGUUUCGAAUUAUUUACUUAGAACGUAUUUGGAAGUCGCGAUGUGUACGAUGAAGGAGUUUAAUAGAAACGAUGGUAAAAGGAAACUGAACAUUUAUAAGUUUUUGAAGUUAAGAAAGUAGGCUAGUUUGUAUCGAGGAAUUCGUGUGUAUGUUGUGUGUGUAGUCAUAAAGAGAGUGCAGGUUCUUCUGCACGUAACAGCAACAGCAACAGCAACUUUUAAACACCCGCAUCCCGCGUGUCACAAGCUCACGCAGAGGGUUUCCAAUAAAAACAGAAUCAAUUAUAGACGCUUUGAUGUCCAAUGAGGGUUUUACGUGCACGUGUCAACAUUUUUCUUUCUUUCCAAUUUCCUAUUUUGAACUAAAUAUAUAUAACAGGGAGUCUAAUAUUAUUUUUGAAGAUGUUCGUAAUUUUAGUUAGUUUUCUUUUUUGACACAGUGUAUGGAACUUCUGUUGUACACAAUGCAAAUUCUCUUUAAAUAAAUUGAACAUGUAUGAGACACAAUCAUAAGGUUUCUUUCACUACCAUAUUCCUCUGCAUUACUAUAAUAUUGCAAAAGUGCUUUUAUCACGAGAUGAAUCAUCGUUUAGUAAGACGAAGGCCACACACACAAUAGCACUCCGAUUGUACGAUUACGAUUGUUAAUUUUUUUACAAGAGCAGGACACUUGACAUGCCAACGAAGUUAACUUAUUUUUCUGGAUGGCACUGAGACUGAUAUUGUAUUAAUUCUUUAAUAAAACGCAAUAGAGAGGAGUCAAUAUGAAAAACGAAUUAAGAACUCGUGGAAUAAUGAUUUUACGUAGCAUUAACUUCGUUUAGCACAGCUAGUCUUUUCAAUAAAUCUCCUUUUUUUACAAUUUCAUUACCAAUAAAUAUGCUAUUGUUCUUAUUACUUCGAGUAGCGGACAUAAAUCGAGUGUUAAGCCAUUUCUGUUUCCUAUUUUUACAGUAUUAAACUACAUCUGUAAAUAUUUCAACUGCAGCAACGUGUAUCGUUAAUUUAUUGUAUUUUGGACCAAAUAUUAAUGUAACAUGACGUUGUAACGUCUGCAAAUAUUUUAAAAAGAAAAUUCGCAAACUGAACAAGAUAUGCGUGUGGAGCCUCGACGAAUAAUUCAUUUUUUUGCAGUAUUAAGAAUAUGCAAUUACAUAGUCCCCUAACGUAGAUGUCGAAGGUCCGCUGUGCCAUUCUAAUUAUAACUUUUUAAGAACAAUAUCCGAUUUGUUCCACGAGAUGGACUCCAUUUCCACGUUCGAACAAUGAAUUUAUGUAUUGUUCUUAGAACUUACAAAGUCUGCGAGUUUUCAUUUUCUUUCUGUUUUUUAUACCAACAAAGCUAACGAUUUGUUGUAAACCACGCGAUUUUGUAAUGGAUCGAAGCUGAUUCUUUGUUAAUAAUGGAGUAUUGAAUCAAUAUUGUAAAUAGUAACCGUAAGUAAAUGCUUGUUUUACA